Molecule: messenger RNA, 3046 nt
Organism: Jaculus jaculus (lesser Egyptian jerboa)
Lineage: Eukaryota; Metazoa; Chordata; Mammalia; Rodentia; Dipodidae
Product: zinc finger protein 25-like
Exons: 6
Coding region: 1-2238 (745 amino acids)
Biological process (GO): negative regulation of transcription by RNA polymerase II
Molecular function (GO): DNA-binding transcription repressor activity, RNA polymerase II-specific
Source: RefSeq, a predicted model, not a curated record
AUGGGGAACCUGGUGCUGCGUUCAGGUUGUAGACGGGGGCGAUGCAGCUUUCCUUCCCCUGAUUCACGACGUACUGCGGAGAGGGCUGCAGUCCCCGCGCAGGGGCGGGACAGGACGCCGGGGUUCCGGAGCCAGCCCGGCCCCCACCCCACAGUCAGAGGGCUCAGGGCGCUCGGCGGCGGAGACCGGGUGGCUGACCCUGUGGACUCCGAGUGUUCGGGGAGUCCCCGCCGCCCCCCCAACAGCGGCCCUCCCCAGCUCCGGACGCCGCCUCACGCCCCGCGAGCCGUUGUGACUGACAGGCCUUCGCCCACGAGUUCCUCCCAGGUGUCAGUCAGGACUCGGGGGUGGGCCGAGAAGUGCCGUCCAAUCGAUGCCGUGGCGCUGUGUGGGGAGCCGCCAGCCGCUUCGCGGUUCUUCUCGGGACCCCGGAGAUUGUCCCCUGCCCUCUGCGCUUUGCGCCGCGGUGCUGCGUGGAGAUCCACGUCAGGACGCUGGAUGUCCGGGAAGCCCGAAAUGGGGUCGGUGUCAUUUGAAGACAUAGCUGUGGACUUCACCAGGCAAGAGUGGCAGGAGCUGGGUGCUGAUCAGAGGACCCUAUACAGGGAUGUGAUGCUGGAGAACUACAAUAGCCUGGUGUUCUUGGGGUACUGCAUUACCAAACCUGAAUUGAUCUUCAAGUUGGAACAUGGAGGUGGGCCAUGGCAUGUAGCAGAAGCCUCAGUCCGGAAUCUCCCAGUAACCGGCCAAGUUGGCACCAACCAGGAAAAUCAAAAGAGACAUUUAUGGCAAGUUCAAAAGAACAGUACCAAUGAAGAAAUAGUUAAAAAUGAACAAAAGGUGCAUCUGAAAAUCUACCAAGGGAUAAAAUGCUAUGAAGGUAAAGCAUGUGUGAGAAUGUGUAACCAAGAGUCACAGUACCAAAGGAAUCUGAUGUCUUACACAUGCAAAAAGGCUUUGUAUUACAACUCAGCUCUCAAUAAACAUCAUAAUCUUUGUAGAAAGGGGGGUAAGAAAGAUGAGUAUAAGGAAUGCAGGAAAACAUUAAAAUCACUCCACAUUGUACCUCAGAGAACACAUUUAAGUAAGAAGCACAAUGAAUAUACAGAAUAUGGGGAAUCUCUCUAUUACAAGAAAGUCUCUAGACAUAGAAGUCAUUCUGGUGAGAAGCGCUAUGAAUGUAGAGAAUGUGGGAAAGCUUAUACUAGCAAGGCAUAUCUCACUGUUCAUGAGAGAACUCAUACAGGAGAGAAGCCCUAUGAAUGUACAGAAUGUACAAAAGCUUUCAUUCGGAAAGUGUACCUCACUAGACAUCAGAGAACUCAUGUGGGUGAUAAGCCCUAUGAAUGUACACAAUGUACAAAAGCUUUCACCCGGAAGGAGCACCUUGCACGGCAUCAGAGAACUCAUACAGGCGAGAAGCCUUAUUUAUGUACAGAAUGUGGAAAAGCUUUCUGUUACAAAGAACAACUCAUUGUUCAUAAGAGUAUUCAUUCUGGUGAGAAACCCUAUGAGUGUACAGAAUGUGGGAAGGUUUACACCAACAAAGUAAGCCUUACUCGACAUGAGAGAAUUCAUACAGGUGAGAAGCCUUAUAAGUGUACCGAAUGUGGGAAAUUUUAUAUUUUCAAAGGAAGCCUCAUUCAACAUCAGAGAGCUCAUACGGGUGAGAAACCAUAUGAAUGUAUAGACUGUGGGAAAGCUUUCACUCGCAAGGGAGACCUCACUCACCAUCAGACAACUCAUACUGGUGAGAAACCCUAUGAGUGUACAGAAUGUGGGAAAGCUUUUACUCGCAAAGGAGACCUUCGUAAACAUCAGAGAACUCAUACUGGUGAGAAACCAUAUGAAUGUACAGAAUGUGGGAAAGCUUUCACUUGCAAAGCAGAACUCAUAAGACAUCAGAGAACUCAUACGGGAGAAAAACCAUAUGAGUGUACAGAAUGUGGGAAAGCUUUCACACGCAAAGUACACCUCACUCAUCAUCAGAAAAGUCACAUGGGUGAGAAGUGCUACAGUUUUCCAAAAUAUACAAAAGUUUGUACCAGAAUAGGAAACCUCACUCAUCAUCACAGAACUCAUGCUGUUAGAAGCUCUUUGAAUGUAGAGAAUGUGGCAAAUCUUUCUAUGACAAGUCACAAUUCAUUAAACAUCAGAGAAGUCAUACAGGUGAGAAGCACUCUGAAUGUACAUAAUGUGGAAGGCUUUCAUUUGGAAAGUCAUCAACAUUGUUCAUGAGAUAACUCUUGGGUGAGAAGUUCUAUGAAUAUAUUAAAUGAUGGAAAGCUUACACCAGCUAUACAUCAGAGAGCAUGGGUGAGUAGCUCUAUAUGUCAUUUGGGAAAUUUUCCACUCUUAAGACCCAGCUGAUUAUAUCUCAGAAACAGCAAAAAUGAAUAAGCAGAGAGAUACAAUAUGGUAAAAUAUACCACCACAAUUUAUAUUGUCAAGAGCUCCUAUCAGUGUGAGAUUUAUAGAAGGGAAAUCCAACAACAUUCACACAUUGACAUGCCUUAAACCACUUAUGAAAUUGCUAGCAUAUUUGAAAUUUUAAAAAAGUUUUGAAUUUUGGAUGUGACUCAUAGUUUCUUUUGUGAAUUUUAUGUUAUAUAUGCACGUGUCAAAGUUCUAUCAUGUGAUUUACAUAUUUAUGUCUAUAGGGAAAUUGAAACUAUAAGCAAUUUUGGAGAAAUUUCAUCAAAUUUACUGUGUCUAAUUGUACUAUUUUUUAUUGUAAUCAUUGAAAAAAUUUCAUAAUCAUCAUUGAGACAAUGCCCAUGCAGUCCUUGAAUUCCUAUUGUAGUUCAGGCUGUUCUCAUAUUCAUGUUACUCCUUCAUCUUCCCAACUUGUUGGAUUAGAGAUACAUUUCUUUAAAUUUUGUUAAAUUUAUAUUUAAGUACAUAAAUGAAAUGUCAAAUUUGGGGGGCUUAAGAAGUGACCACAUGCUAUGUAAGAAUCAGGACCUAUGUUUUUAUUUCAGAUGUGAAACCAUAUCUCAAAAAAAUAAAUAACAGGCUGCUGAGUAAUAAAGACCAAUAUCUAGUA